Molecule: messenger RNA, 2115 nt
Organism: Paramuricea clavata
Lineage: Eukaryota; Metazoa; Cnidaria; Anthozoa; Malacalcyonacea; Plexauridae
Source: the annotation of a GenBank genome assembly
AUGAACGCAUCUGGUCAAAAUAAGCAUACAACUACGUCCAAGAACAGUUCUAUCGCAGCCAAUAAAUGUGGUCUUCAAAAAUCGAAAAUUAAUAUUGCACAUUUAAAUAUUUGCUCUCUAAAAAAGAGGGAACAUUUAAUUCAGAUAAGACUUUUGAUGCAGGAAAAUAAGUUUGAUGUACUUGCCGUGUCGGAAUCUUGGCUUACGUCCAGUGUGAGAAAUGAAGAGGUUAAAAUUUUCGGAUACAGUCUGUCUAGAUUAGACCGGCGAGGGAGAUCCGGUGGGGGGGUGUGUGCCUAUAUCAAGAGCUCGUUGAAAAAAAAGGUGCUUAGGGAUUUAACAGAAAUUUCAGAAUCUCGUUUUCAUCAGUUAUGGUUACAAAUUCAGCAUAAAAAAUUGAAAUCUUUUCUAUUAUGCGUUUGUUACCGACCUCCAGAUAGUCCUGUAUCUUGUUUUACCAAUAAUUUUAUGGAUAAUUAUAUCAAAGCACUCACUUUUGGUAAAGAUAUCAUAAUUGCUGGAGACUUAAAUUGCGACUUGUUAAAGACAGCUCAAGAGGCAAAGGCUUUGAAUGAUUUUUGUCACUGUUUAAAUUUGACACAGUUAAUUGAUAAACCGACGAGGGUCACGUCACGUUCGUCAACGCUUAUUGAUGUCAUGAUGACUUCAAAUAAAGAUUUGAUUGCAGAAAUUGGAGUGCUUGAAACCUAUAUUAGUGAUCAUUUUCUGGUUUACUGUUCACUCAAACUAAAGUUGAUAAAACCGCAUCCAAUUUGCAUCACUGCAAGGAGUUAUAAGCAUUACGACCGAAACCAAUUCCUCUGUGAUUUGGCAUGCAUUCCGUGGCAUGAGAAUUUAUUUGUUGAAAAUGUAAAUGAUAAACUGUCGCAUUUUGAUAGUAAUUUUCAAAAUGCAUUGGCUAGGAAUGCACCAAUUAAGACAAUGAAAAUAAGACAUCGACAAGUACCAUUUGUUGACAAUGAGAUCAAAGAACUGAUGAAAAAUAGAAAAAGAUUACACAAAUUUGCUCGUCUAACCCGAAUGCCAUCUGAUUGGGAGAAAUAUCGUGCGCUUCGAGAUAAAGUUAAAUGUAAGCUACGCCAAGCAGAAAAAGAUUAUGUACACAAUGAAAUAUAUAAUAACCCAAAUAUAGCAUCGAUGUGGAAAGUCAUCAGGAACUGCGUUCCACGUAAAGAGACCACGAAACCAAGUUAUUCCGGAGAUGUUAAGAAAUUAGCUAAUGAAUUCAAUACCUUUUUUACCUCAGUGGGGAUAAAUACAUCAGCAACUGCAUUGGCAUUGCUUACUGAACAUGGACUACCCAUACUGAAUCCACCAACAUCUACCGAAAUACCUGAGAUCGAUCAGUUUUAUUUCCAUUCAGUAUCGUGUAGUGAAAUAAGUAGAGUUGUUAUGUCCUUUUCAUCAAAUAAGGCACCAGGAUUUGACAAAGUAUCAAUGGCUGUGAUCAAGGACGCCUUACCGUACAUCCUUCCUACACUUACGCAAAUUGUUAAUUGUUCCCUGGAAACAGGUGUUUUCCCAACAGCCUGGAAGAAAGCAGAGGUUAUCCCACUUCUGAAGGAAGGGGAUUAUGAAAUUCCGAAUAAUAAUCGGCCCGUGUCGUUGUUAGUGGCUGCAUCUAAGAUCUGUGAACGCGUGGUAUUGAAACAGCUAACAGAGUAUAUGACAAAGAAGAAAAAAUUUACUAAACAUCAAAGUGGAAAUAGGAAGUUACAUUCAACCGAAACAUUAAACAUAUUCAUCUCAGAUUUAAUUCUCCAGUCCAUGGAUCGUAGAGAAGUGACUGCUUUACUCUUACUGGACUUGUCUAAAGCUUUUGAUAGCUUAGAUCAUUUCAUUCUGCUAAGAAAACUUUCGAAUAUUGGAAUCUCGAAGCCUGCGUUGUUUUGGUUUAAAAGCUAUUUGACAGGCAGGUGCCAAUCAGUACGUAUUGCGUCAGUGUUAUCUGAUGAAUGUGAAAUAACUCGCGGUGUUCCGCAGGGAUCGAUACUAGGUCCGGUGUUAUUUAAUAUAUAUAUAUCAACGACUUGCCUGGUGUACCAAAGGAGUCCAAUUUGGAGUCGUACGUGGAUGACUCAAAAAUAUAUUUAG